This is a messenger RNA of Aplosporella prunicola CBS 121167, 3440 nucleotides long. RefSeq lists its product as uncharacterized. Gene Ontology annotation, molecular function: triacylglycerol lipase activity. Bases 134 to 3055 code for a protein of 973 amino acids. NCBI's taxonomy places the organism in Eukaryota, Fungi, Ascomycota, Dothideomycetes, Botryosphaeriales, Aplosporellaceae. The transcript has a single exon. The record is from RefSeq and is a predicted model, not a curated record.
ACGUUCCUUUUCUGCACCGCGGCUGUUGACGGAAACUACCAUGCACUGCCUCGUUGCUGAGGCCCCCAUCCAUGCCCGCCUGAGGACUUUAGCACUCUCUUGUCCGCCCUGAAUUGUCCGCUCCAUAUGUUCCAUGGAGUUCGGCACGCCGACACGCUGCAACCCACCAACCAUGCCUACCGCCCUUGCCGAUAUCCGCUACAAUGACAUAAUACAACCCUCCGACAACAGCUCCCCCUCCGACGACGAAACGGGCCCCUCCACCGAAUACCCCGCUCAGGAUGCCCAGUCGCUCGUCGGCUUCAGCAUUGGUCAUGCUCAGUCGCACUACACUUCGCCCACCACCCCGGCGGCCGAGAAGGCCGCCGCCAUGGACGACGUCGAGGGGGGGCCGCUGGGGCAGGACAGGCAGAACGAACUGGACGUGAUAACGGAGAGGCAGAUAUGGGAGUCGACCGGUCCGCCGACACCCAAGUCGCAGGAGCUGGGCACACCGGGCACGCCGGGCACUCCCGCUCUGGGCCGGCAGGCAGAGGUACCGACAAUACAAGAACCAAAACAGAGGUUACCAUCCCCGUGGCGCGCCGGUCCCAAGAGCUUCCAGCGCACCGAUGGCGUGCGAUUGUCUCUACGUGACAGCCUCACCGGGCACCGACGGCGAGCAUCGUGGGGUGCCAACACUGAGGCUCUCCGAAAGCGCCUGACAUCGGCCAUGCCCUCCAUGCCUUCCAUUCCAAUGCCCAAGAGCCCAAACCUGCUGAACUUUUCCUUUCCGGGCUUGUCGAACAACCACAAUUCCGAGUCCAAGUUUGGCACGGAUGGCACGACUAGCUCGCGGCCCCGGCGGUCGCAAACCCUGAUUCCGAGCCCGAAGCCAGAUAUGUCAUCGAGCUCGGAGACGUUGACGUCUGGACGACCGGGUUCCAACAGACGCUCGACGAUACAAAACGUCCGACACGACGACCAGCAGUCGGAAACACCGUCCAAUGGGUCAAACGAGGACAGCCACAAUCUGUCGAUCAACAGGCAGGUGUCCCACGACCGCCGGUUGCGGCGGACGGCCUCGGACGAGUCUUUGGCGCUCAGUCGGUCGUUGUCGCGGGCAUCGUCGCUGGGGGAUGACAGCCGGUUCGAGCACGUCCAAGAGCAGGUCAACAGCAGGGUCAAGGCCAUCAAAGAUAGCUGGCAAGACGCAAACUUUAAGUUUAUACCAUCGAUGCCGAACCUCGGCAUAUCAUCAUCACUGACCGAUCUCACGCGCGGACGCUCGACGUCGAUUAAAGGUGACGGCCAUCAGAGAAAAAGAGCGCCCAGCUCGCUGACUAUAAAUCGUGAUUCCAUUCCCCUGCCAAAAAAGAGCCCGCGACAGGGCACGGCGGGCAUGUCGGGCUCAAACGCGGCGCAUCACCCGCACUUUACCAAAGCGGUGCAGGACGUCACGGGCGACGUGGUGAUCCUGGGAGGGUAUCGAGGCUCGAUCCUGCGCAGCGCCGAGCCACCGCACAGGCAGCUGUGGGUGCCGAUCAAGGUCGGGCUAAACCUGCGCAAGGUCGAUCUGGAGGUGGGGUUGAACGCCGAGGACGAGGAAACAAUGGAGGAACGCGUGAUCCCGGGGGGGAUGCUCACGCACAUUGGGCCGGUCGACAUUGCGCGCCGGCUGUUCAAACGGCUGCGCGCAUCCGACAACGCCAAGAACGGCGACCUGCGCGUCCACGACUACGGUUACGAUUGGCGCCUCAGCCCGCACCUGCUUUCGCGCAAGUUGAUCGCCUUUCUGGAGUCGCUGCCCUGCAACCAGCCAGGCGUCGCGCCCGAGAAGCGCGGCGCCAUUGUCAUCGCCCACAGCCUGGGCGGUCUCAUCACCCGCCACGCCGUUAACCAACGCCCCGAGCUGUUCGCCGGUGUCAUCUACGCCGGCACGCCCACGACGUGCGUCAACAUCCUCGGCCCGCUGCGCAAUGGCGACGACGUCCUCCUCAGCUCGCGCGUCCUCACCGCCCAGGUCAACUUCACCAUCCGCACAAGCUUCGCCCUGCUCCCGCUCGAGGGCAAGUGCUUCUUCGACAAGAACACCAAGGAAGAAUACCCGGUAGAUUUCUUCGACGUCAAGACGUGGAUCGACAACGCCCUGUCGCCGUGCGUGGCGCCGGCGCUGCCGGCCCUGACUGCGCCCCCGCCGACGGGCAUGGCCGGCAUCGUCAGCAGCAUGGCCAGCGUGCUGCCGAACAUCCCGGGCAUUGGGCGCAAGGGCUCCGUCUCCAAGACGGGCCACAGCCCCAGCAGCAGCAUGUUCGGCUUCAACACGAGCAGCGAGGACGCGAAAGCGCGGGAGGCGUCAGCGGCGAAGACGGCGCGCGCGGAGGCGGAAGCCGAAGGCGGCGCCGCAAACUCGGGCAUGGCGCCGCAGAUGGGCAAUAACUCGCACCACCAACAGCAGCAGCAGCAGCAGCAGCAACAACAACAACAGGCCUCGGCUGCCACGACGACAACCGCAAACGGCGAGCACUGCCGCAGCCGCAGCAGCAGCGAGUUCGGCUCCACGGGCAACAACGUCGCCACGGCCGUCACGCUCCCGCGCGACAAAGCGCUCGCGUACCUCACGCGCACGCUCGCCGAAGUCAAAACCUUCAAGCAACAGCUCGCGCACCAGCCCGCUCUCUCGGCGCAAAACGCGUAUCCCCCCACGGCCGUCAUCUACGGCAAGAGCAUCCCGACGGUGUACGGCGCGCGGGUGGCAGGGCGCGAGGCCAUCCGCCGCGCGGACGCGUACGACGAGCUCGCGUUUGCGAGUGGGGAUGGCGUCGUCCUUGCUAGGGCCGCCAUGCUUCCCGAGGGGUAUAGCGUUAUGAAGGGGGGCGUGGUCAGCAGUGAUCGUGGGCAUGUGACGCUGUUGGGGGAUCUGGAGGCUGUGGGAAGGUGCUUGGGCGCUGUGGUUGCGGGACGGAGGGGGGGCGUGGGACUGGGUGCUGGUGGUAGGGGGGAGGAGGGGGGCUCUGUUGGUGGGGGAGGGGGAGAGGGCGAGGGCGUGGGCUUGGGGCUUGGUGCGGCGGCGUAAGGUCGUGUUUGUGAUUUCUGGAGGUGCGAUUGAUAUCCCUGGACGGAUGGAUGGAUGGAUAGAUGGACGGAUGAACAGGCGGACGGGCGGGCGGAUGAGUAGGAAUGAGUAACAUAGCAAACAGAGCGCCAGGCUACGGCCGGGGCAAGGGGGAAAGAAGGGAAAGGCUUUUUGCGUUUUUUAACUGGACUGGAUCGCGCUGUGUACCGCGCUGUUGCACUGCAUUCUAGGUGUGGAUGUGUGUGGGUGGGUUUUUUGUGCCAUGGGAUGGUGGGAUGGCUGGAUGGAUGGACGGCGGGGGGGCCGGGGAGCAUAUAGCAUAUCAUGGCGUCCAGCUUGAACGGAUGGGAUGGGAUGGGAUGGGAUAGGAUAGGACGGAACUGGG